AUGCACUUCCCUCCAGAGUCGGUGAAACCAUUAGUCAAGGAAAUAGCCCAGCAUCUGAUUGAAAACAAUGAGACGGUAGCAGUGUCAGAAGGUGUUUGUGGAGGUUUACUGUCUGCUUAUUUAGUGUCAAUACCAGGAGCUUCACAAUUCUUUCUUGGUGGCACAUUAGUCUACAGUCUCAAGUCUCGAUUGAAACUCAGUGGAUGGGAUGAAAAGGACAUAUCCUCAUACACAGGUCCCAGUGAGGAAGUCGUUUUAAGAUUGGCUAGAAAUCUCAAGAUGGAAUUGGGAGCCACGUACGUUUUGUCUGAGACUGGGUUUGCCGGACCAUCCGGCCAGUACGGAAAAGGUAGCGACCAAGAUGAGGAGGUUGGGACAGUGUAUCUAGGGAUCUCAACACCUCAAGGAGACUUGGCAUGUGUGAAGCGUACAGGCAUAAAAUCACGAUCUGAUAACAUGGCCUUAUUUGCAGAGGAAGGUCUGAAGUUCUUGUUGGAACAUUUGAAAUCCACAAAGUGA
Messenger RNA from Komagataella phaffii GS115, 519 nucleotides. RefSeq lists its product as hypothetical. NCBI's taxonomy places the organism in Eukaryota, Fungi, Ascomycota, Pichiomycetes, Pichiales, Pichiaceae. The record is from RefSeq and is a predicted model, not a curated record. The coding region runs from base 1 to 519 and encodes 172 amino acids. The transcript has a single exon.